Messenger RNA from Hevea brasiliensis (rubber tree), 2547 nucleotides. RefSeq names its product probable glutamate carboxypeptidase AMP1. NCBI's taxonomy places the organism in Eukaryota, Viridiplantae, Streptophyta, Magnoliopsida, Malpighiales, Euphorbiaceae. Bases 269 to 2377 code for a protein of 702 amino acids. The transcript has 10 exons. Gene Ontology annotation, molecular function: carboxypeptidase activity. The record is from RefSeq and is a predicted model, not a curated record.
CUCUCCUCCCUCAUGCAUCAAUUCACCAUCGACGCAUGACAUUAGCACCGCAGCUUGUACAUCCCAACCUCUCGUAUCAUUAACCCCCCAAAAAAAAAAAAAUAUUUUUUUUAAUAAUAAUAAUCAAUUCCCACUUGCAUCUCCUGGCCUGUCUUUCUUUAUUUUCUACAGAGAAUCUCUGCACCCACCACUCACAACCUCCAUACACUUCACUCCACUUCUCCCCCUUACCCCUAAGCUGAACUUCUUCUCCCUCUAGACUUUGGAAAUGUCUCCGCCCAUUACCAAACCCACCGCCUCUUUGUUCUCCUCCGCUUCCAAACCACCGCCACCUCUCUGUACUUUCCUCUUCUUCCUCCUCCUCUGCAUUCUCGGCUUUUAUACUCUCCACCACCCUCACCCCAACCCUAGGGAACCCAAAUCUGCCCUUCGUUACCGCAACCUCUUCCUGUCUUUUUCCUCCAACUUUACCCUUGCCUCCUACCUCCGCGCUCUCACCCUCCACCCUCAUCUCGCGGGAACCCAACCAUCUCUUGACACCACUGAUUACGUUUACUCUCAUUUUAAGAAUCAUAAUCUUGAGACUCACAAGGUGGAGUACACGGCGCUUCUUUCGUAUCCUUCGCACGCCUCGCUAGUCGCGCAUUUCGCUAACGGUAGCGCUGUUAAUUUUUCAUUGACUGAGAUUUCUGGGAAAGUCGGUCCCGACGUUGUGCCGCCAUACCAUGCUUAUUCUCCGUCCGGUGCGGCGCAUGCUAAGGUGGUGUUUGUUAAUUACGGGCGUGAAGAGGACUACCGUUCGCUUGAAGCGUUGGGGGUGAAUGUUAGCGGGUGCGUGGUUUUGGCGAGGAAAGGUGGUGGGUUGAGUAGAGGGGGAGUGGUUAAAAUAGCUGAAUCUAAUGGGGCGUUGGCAGUGCUAUUGUACGUGGAGAGGGAUGGGAAGAGAGGAGGAAGAGGAGUAGAGAGAGGGACUGUUAUGAGGGGAGUGGGGGACCCACUGAGCCCGGGGUGGGCAGGAGUUAAGGGAGGAGAAAGGUUGGGCUUGGAGGAUAGUGAGGUCUUGGAGAGGUUCCCCAAAAUCCCAUCCUUGCCCUUGUCCUGCGAGACUGCUGACGUCAUCUUGGGGUCCCUAAGAGGUCCUAUGGUGCCGCGGGAGUGGAGGGAUUCGGGUCUGUCUAUGGUUGGGCCUGGUCCGACCCUGGUCAAGUUCACUUACCAGGGGGAGAAAAAGGAGGGGACAAUCCAUAAUGUCUUCGCUGUUAUAAGGGGAUUAGAAGAGCCUGAUCGUUAUGUGAUACUUGGCAACCAUAGAGAUGCAUGGACAUAUGGGGCUGUUGACCCUAACAGUGGGACUGCUGCAUUACUUGACAUUGCUCGACGAUUUUCUCUUUUGAUGCGGAUCGGGUGGAAACCUCGAAGAACAAUUAUCCUCUGUAGUUGGGAUGCAGAAGAGUUCGGGAUGGUAGGAUCUACUGAGUGGGUUGAACAGAAUCUUGUCAACUUGGGUGCCAAAGUAGUGGCCUACCUUAAUGUUGAUUGUGCAGUUCAAGGGCCAGGAUUCUUUGCUGGUGCAACUCCUCAGCUAGAUAAUCUUCUUCGCGAGGUUACAAAGAAGGUCAAGGAUCCGGACUCUGAGGGUGCAACAGUUUUUGAGAAGUGGGCAGCCACAAAUCAAGUCAUUAGUAUUGAGAGACUCAGUGGAGUUGAUUCUGACUUUGUCCCAUUUCUGCAACAUGCAGGGGUUCCUUCUAUUGAUAUAUAUUAUGGAAGAGAUUUCCCUGUGUAUCACACUGCUUUUGACUCCUAUGAUUGGAUGACAAAGCAUGGAGAUCCUUUAUUUCAUCGUCACGUGGCUGUUGCUGGGGUAUGGGGACUUGUAGCCCUUCACCUGUCUGAUGAUUCUAUUCUUCCUUUUGAUUACCUAUCUUAUGCAGAGCAACUAGAGGGGCAUAAAGAUGUGUUGAGCAAUUUAUUGGUUCAAAGCAUCUCUCUCAAUCCUUUAAUCACUUCGAUUCAAGAAUUCACCUUGGCUGCUAAAGAAGCUGAAGAUGAAGCAAGGCAAUUGAGAUGGCAAGAAAGGAGGGGUGAUAAUUUGGCUUUGAAGUUGCGUGCGUUAAAUGACCGGCUGAUGCUUGCUGAAAGAGGCUUCUUGGAUGCAGAUGGGCUGCGAGGACGGCAUUGGUUUAAGCAUCUUAUUUAUGGGCCUCCUGGUGACUACGAAAGCAAACUGGAUUUCUUCCCUGGUAUAGCGGAUGCUAUUUCUGGUUCCACAGGCAAGAGUCCUCGGGAUCAGCAAGCAGCAAUUCAGCAUGAGAUAUGGCGAGUUGCUAGAGCCAUUGAAAGGGCUACUAGUGCUCUUAAAGGGCAACUCACUUAAAAAUCUGUUGGAAAAAGUUGUGCACCCUCAGGAAGCAUCAAAUUGUAUAUACGAGUUACCUGUAAAUUUAUGGUUCUCUUUACAUGCAGUCUCAGACUGCACAGAGUUCUUGGCUUCGUAAAUUAUUAUAAUUCCAAAUCAAAUGAAAUCUACAGCUGAUUUUGGCCUUA